Molecule: messenger RNA, 2358 nt
Organism: Motacilla alba alba
Lineage: Eukaryota; Metazoa; Chordata; Aves; Passeriformes; Motacillidae
Gene: IBA57
Product: iron-sulfur cluster assembly factor IBA57
Cellular component (GO): mitochondrial matrix
Molecular function (GO): protein binding
Source: RefSeq, a predicted model, not a curated record
GGUGCCGCGGCCCCGCCAGCAGGUGUCGCCCUCCCGGCGGACGCACACAAGAUGGCGGCGGCGGCGGCGGGCGGCGGCGGUGGGGGGACUCUUUGACGGCGCCGCCAUGUUGGUGAGGGCAAUAACGGCGCCCGGGCUGCGCCGGUGGUGCCGGGGCCGGCGGGGCGCGGCCGCCGCUUGUUUCCCGCUGGGCCGGGCGCUGCUGGGCGUGAGGGGCGCCGAGGCCGCCGCCUUCCUGCAGGGGCUGCUCACCAAUGACGUCACGCAGCUGGUGGCGGAGGGCGAGCCCCCCCCCUCGCUCUACGCGCACGCGCUGAACGUGCAGGGCCGCUGCCUCUAUGACGUCAUCCUGUACAGGCUCCACAGGAGUGCAGCAGAGGAGCCUCACAUCCUGCUGGAGUGCGACAGCAGCGUCCUGGACUCCAUCCAGAAACACCUGAAACUCUACAAGAUCCGCAGGAAAGUCACCAUCACCCCCUGCCCCGACCUCUCCCUGUGGGCUGUCAUCCCUGGGGAACAGCCUGGGGACACCAGCUCCCUCCCAAAAUGUGCAGACCAGGCUCUGCUCCUAACCCCUGACCCCAGGGCAGAAGUCAUGGGCUGGAGACUGAUUGCAAAGAAAGGAGCAAAUCUGUCUGAGAUUAUCCCUGGCAGCCAAGUUGGAGACGUUCAGGAUUACCACAGGCACAGGUAUAAACAAGGAAUCCCUGAAGGGGUGAAGGAUCUCCCCCCUGGAGUCGCCCUCCCCCUGGAAUCCAACCUGGCCUUCAUGAACGGCAUCAGCUUCACCAAGGGCUGCUACAUCGGGCAGGAGCUGACGGCCAGGACCCACCACAUGGGCGUGAUCCGCAAGCGCCUGCUGCCCGUCAGCUUCCCGGGGCCCCUUCCCGCUGCUGGCAUCCCUGAGGGUGCCGAGAUCCUCACCCAGGCAGGGAAACGUGCUGGAAGGUUCCGUGCUGGAGGAGGAGAGCUGGGCAUAGCCCUGCUGAGGCUGGCUCACCUCCACGAGCCGCUCUGCAUCCAGCUGCCAGGGGACAGGGUGGAGCUCAGAGCCACCACGCCCCAGUGGUGGCCCAAAGCUGCUGCUAAGUAGGGGAGGGAGCAGCUUAGGGACAGGUUGGGUUGGGAAUCUGGGAAUGCUGCUGUUUGGUGGGGAAGUCUUGCAGGAUUCCUCACAGCAAGAAGCCAAAGCUGUGGCAGAUCACUGGGUUGGAUCUGCCACGGAGAGAAAAAUCCAGGGUCUGGAUUUUGCAGAUUUGGAUUGCAGGAUUUGGAUUUUGCAGCUUUUCCUGAGGGUAAUCCCCACUUUUUUAGGGGGGCCAUGAGUUGUUGGGACCCUAUGUAUUUAGGGGGUGCCCUGUGUUGUUGGGUUGGACUCUGGACGGAUCUCCCGGCUGACACUCACUCCCUCAGACUGUGCUCUCCCAAGCAAUGGGAUCAGGAGUUUCCCUGUUCCAUGCACUGAUUUUUUCAGUUCAGAAUAACCAUUCUGAGGCAUUAUAAUUCUAUUCUAUAAUUCUAAUUUUUUUUUGAGUGGAGAUCAUGCUGCUCUUAUUAAGAUGUAUUCUCAGGCUGACGUUUUUUGCUGCAAAUUGCUCCUUGCAUUGAGAUUCUUCCACUUGCUGAUGGGGCUGGUGUUUCUUCCCACCACAGGAACUGUGUUCAGCAAGGGUGCUUCACGAGUCAGACCUUGGUUUUAACUCACCCCAGCUGGCUAAGAAAGGUCUCAAACCUCCUGUCCUGCCCCCUGCUUUGGUGCCAGUGGAGGGAGCAGAGCCAGUUCCUCUGAUUCCCUUCUCUCAAACCAUUUUUUUGGGAGAGCAGAGGGAUAUUUUCAAUGCCACUGUGCUGGCUCAGCCUCGCCUUGCUGCGGGAGGAUUUUCACCGUGUUCUGGCUCUUUCUGUGCCACUCACCCUGUCCCUGCUGCCACCUGCAGCUCGGGUUUUCUCCAUCCACCACGCCCAGGGUUUUCAGAGCAGCCCAAUGCCUGGGCAUUUCUUUGCUUCAGUUUUUCUGGCUGCCAACACUCCCCUGCUUCUCCAAUUUUUCUUCUUGCUGCAACGUAUUCCUCUCUUUUUCCAAAGCCAACGAGCUCUGUGCCUCCUGACCCUGUCAACCUGCAGUGAUUUAUAGGAACCCUUUUUAUUUUUGUAUUGUAAUCAAUCCAUUACACGAUGAGAGAGCUGCCCAGGUGAGAUCCCACAUUGUCCAAAACAAAACCAAAACAGCCUUUGCAUGAAUAUUUGUAACAAAACCCGUCCAAAAUAAUAUUCUGCCUCUGUUUCAGUGUUACUGUGAAAGGAAUUUGUCUGUACAAAAAUGCUUAUAUUGAUUAAAAUUCUAUGGUUGCUGUAAAA